Acanthochromis polyacanthus (spiny chromis) is the source of this 5910-nucleotide messenger RNA. RefSeq lists its product as uncharacterized. The transcript has 2 exons. Bases 292 to 750 code for a protein of 152 amino acids. The record is from RefSeq and is a predicted model, not a curated record. Lineage: Eukaryota; Metazoa; Chordata; Actinopteri; Pomacentridae.
UAGAUAACUUGGGAUCGUGCUGAUGAAAAGCAUCUGUGAGGCUGAGGGGGGACGCGCACGGAGUUGAUCCGCCCUUCCUCCCCCGCGUCUGGGAGGCAGCGCUGCCCCUCAGCCUGGGAUGGCACCAGGAGGGCAGCAGCACGCAGGAGCUGCCCUCCAUCCGCUGGAAGUCCUCUCACUGCCCUCAGCCGGAUUUAACCUACUUGCCGCACCGCAGAUGCAGCAGACAGUAAGGCUUGCAGCUGAAGGUAGAAUGGGCCAAACCUUCUGGUCCCUUCUGUAACUCUGGAAAUGGAUCCGACAUCCGUGCACACAGAAAAAGACAAUGAGGUCCAUCUAACGGGCUUGGGCCAGGCCAGUGAGAAGAGGAUGCCACAGCGCCCCCUCUGGAAGCUGCCGUGCCACUGUCCAACUGCCCCCCCACACUUCUCUUCCUGGAUGAUGGAGGGAGAACCCUUCAGCUCUGCUCUCUCUUCUCUGCUGUACUCUGCCGGGGGACACUUGGUCGCCCUCUCUUCAUCCUCGACUUCAUCUUCCUCUUCGUCUUCGUCUGAUUCAGCCAUUGCUGCAAUGUCACUGGAGCAGAAGACAACUUUUGCCUUAGUCAUUUUCCUCUUUAUUUUCCUCCUCAUCCUCAUUGUGCGAUGCUUCCGUAUCCUGUUAGACCCAUACCGGAGUAUGCCGACCUCCACGUGGGCUGAUGGUCUUGAUGGUUUGGAGAAAGGCCAGUUCGACUACACUCUGGCCUAGGGCGUUAUACAAAAUAUACACAUUGCCCGUUCUUGUACUUUUUCAUUUCACACUGCCUUUUUCAGAUGAGCACACAUAGGUAUUUUGCCUUACAUUUAAUACAGCAAAAGUGGAUGUAUCAUAACUUGAAACUAUUAUACACUACAGGACAAAGGUUUGGAAGCAAGAUCAGAUUUGUACAAAAAAAGAUCAUAGUUUCAUAGCUAUACUUUGCAACAAAAUAAACAUUAUUAUAUAGAGUCACUCAUCAGAAAACAAUUUUACUAUAAUUAUCAGGGUAUUUGGAUUUUUCUUGCUGAGACUUUGCUUUCUUCAAAGUAACUUCCUCUGGCUUUAACAACAGCAUGGCAUAAACGAGGCAUUUGUUGCACACAUUUUCUAAAGUAUGUGCCAGGAAUUACAUUCCAAGCUUUCUUAAGUUCAUCAGUGAGAGACCGUUGAUUCAUGGCACACACUUUUCUGACUGAUCAAUCCAAUUCGUCCCACAGAAGCUCAACUGCAGAGAGAUCUGGACACUGAAGGAGCCAAAUCAUCAUUCGAAGAAUACAUUCCUCUUCUUUUUUGUCUAGUAACCCUGACAGAGCUUGGAAGAAUGCUUAGGGUCAUUAUCUUACUGUAAAACAAACUUUCAACCCACAAGUCUUAGUCCAGAUGGAAGUGCAUGAUGCUGGAGGAUGGAGUUGUACUUUUCGGUCUUUAUGAUACCCUUUACCUCAAACAAAUCUAUUACUCUAUCACCCGCAAAAAAAAUCCCCAUACCAUGGCACUACCACCUCUAUGCUAUAGUGUGGGUGUUUUGCAUGGUGCUGUAAGAUUUUCACCAGUUUGUCUGCGGACGUAGACUCUGCUAUUUCAACCAAAUUGUUCAAAUUUGUUGUCGUCGGUCCAGAGAACUUGUUUCCAGUCAUCAUAGAUCCAAUUUUUGUGUGCUCUUGUCCACUCAUGUCUCUUUUUAUUGUUCUUUGGAAGAAAAAAAAAUAUAUAUAUAUAUAUAUAUAUAGUUUCUUUUUUGCAGAUGCACAACCCUUCAGACCAGCCUUUCUUAAAAGUGUUUGCACAAUUGUCAGAGAUAUGGGCUUUGACCAUUUCAUAUUGAUUUUCUCCCUUAUUUGUGGUCCCGUUUCCAGCCGAUCUCUUUUACUGGUGACAAUGACAUGUUUAUCCUCUGCUUUUGUAGUAACGCUUUUGCUUCCAGACCUUUUUCUAUCAUUAUAACUUCUAGUUUCUUCUCCUCUCUUUAGUGUGGAAUCAAUCAAGAAUUAAGAUUCAAGAAUCUUUGUUGUCAUUGUGUUUCCAUGCAGCAAAAUUAUGAUUGGUAACUUCCAGCUAGGGCUGGAGUAGUGGUUGGCACUUUCGCCUUGCAGCAAGAAGAUCCCUGGUUCAAAUCCCAGCCUGGGAUCUUUCUGCAUGGAGUUUGCAUGUUCUCCCUGUGCAUGCGUGGAUUUUCUCCGGGCACUCCGGUUUCCUCCCACAGUCCAAAAAUAUGCUGAGGUUAAUUGGUUACUCUAAAUUGUCCGUAGUUGUGAGUGCGAUUGUUUGUCUGUAUGCGUAGCCCUGCGACAGACUGGCGACCUGUCCAGGGUGUCCCCUGCCUUCGCCCAAGUAAGCUGGGAUAGGCUCCAGCACCUCCCGCGACCCUAGUGAGGAUAAAGCGGUGUAUAGAGAAUAGAUGGAUGGAUGGAUAUCCAGCUAUAGAAAAAAAAGCCGGGAGCUCCAAGCUGCUGCGUGCAUACAUGCUGCCAUCUUUACAACAGUAACAGUAGUGAACACCUUUGUUCAGCACCAUUAGGUGUUUUGCAAUUUGUCUUUGACUGUAUCCUUCUUUCUUCAAUGUACAAAUCUCUACUCUCAUUUCUUUACUCAGUUGUUUCUUUCUAGCCAUUUCUGUGGUAUUUUGUCAGUAAUAUGGACAGAGUUGAGAUUUAUUGGGAUUUCUGUAUGCAAACUUUCAAAAGCCAAAGAGCUAAAGGGAAUAAUGAAAACUGAUUAGUUUUUUUUUUGUUUGUUUGUUUUUUACCUUUGCACUUAAAUUGUGACUCUUGGAUAUCUUUUCAAUGCUAAAACUAAGCUGUUAUUCAUUUGUUAAGAUUUAUUCAGCAGUUUUCUGGUAACUUCGAUGUGUACUUAAAGGUAAAUUGAGGAAAAUGGUGCAUGUCAACAAAAGCAAAGUCUGAUCAUGCAGUAAAUACAUCCCAAAAUCCAUAGAAUUCCUAAUUAUUUUUGACAAAGGUAUUUUGAACAGAAACUUGAAGUUUCGUCAUUUUGUUGUAGACCUACAAAUAAUGUGAAAGUUUUAGGAAUGAAAAACUUUUACAAGAUAUGCAAGAAAUUCUGAUAUACAACAUGACGUAAUAUUUCAGAUUCUGUGUGACCAGACUAGUGACCAUGUUAACUUCUUUGUACAAAGCUCAGAUUUCCUUCAGUCGGAUCCUUCCCACUCAUCUGGAUCUCAUCGACUCAUCAGAGGCUUGUUCAACUAAAUCAACCUGCAAUCAUUGUUUACUUAGAAAUAUGACUGGGCCUCAAGUUUCCAACAAAAUAUUGCUCACAAAGUAGCAUUGUGAUGGUACGAAACAUGGUCUCAAAACUAAAUGAAAGUGUCAGUUGUCAGACUGCUAUUCUGAACAAAGAAGUGCUUUCUUUUUAUCCAAUUAUGGCUGGACUGAAGGUUUCUAAAGGGGAAGUAUGUGGAGCUCUAAAACACUGUGUGACUACUGGAUCAGUUGGGUCCAAAUUAAUAUCAGGUGGAUCAAAAGUGAGCACAACAUCAGAAGAUCAACGCAUCAAGUAUUGAGAGGUACAGAAUCAGCUUCAUCACAGGUACAGAAUUCACAAAAUAAAGAACACAAGACUGUAGUCAGGAGAAGUCCUGUCAAAAGAAGGCUGUUUUGUAGUGGUCUGAGAAGAUGAAGAGCGUCUCUAAACCACUCCUCAGUGAGAGAAAGUUGGUGUGAAAGUGUUUCCUGAUACUAUAAAGUGGACUGUCAUAGAGUGAUAUAUAAUUUUGUUUAAAUAUGGAAAUAACAGCACACAUUUAAAGUCUCUGUUUGAAAACACUGAUCGCCAUAUUGUCACACCAGGCUGUCCACAUAUUCACAUGAAAGACAAAUGUUUCAAGAAUGAAAAGAAGAGCUGAGAGAGAUUUAUUUCUUUCCCCUGCACAGUAAUCCAGUCACUGUGGGUCUGAAUAUGAGUUUGGGUGUCAGGAUUCUAUGAAAGAUGAUGAUGAAAGGAGACACUAAAACUUGGCAGCAUUUCUUGGAGCUGUAACUGUUCUGUUCUACUGUGGUACUUGCGCCAAAGGUGCUCCUUACAGAAAUGUUUUAAAAGCACUUUUGUAAUCAAACAAUUCAGUGAGGUAGGCAUCAGGGUUUUAUGCUAACAGGGUAUGAGUGUUGAGAUUUAAAAUGAGGUUGAAGUUGAAUUCUGCCAUGCACAAGCAUUACGACCAUGAUCAUUUUAUAGAUUAUUGGUUGAUGAAGAUUAUUGAUAGUGGAAAUUGUCCACUAAGAGGCAGAUCAUCUCUGGUAAUCUAUAGUGGUGGCAUUCAGAGCGUAUAGGAUUGUUAAGGUAAACAGCAGAAAAAACAAGCUGCAUUUAUUUUACUGACAAUUCUUGUGAGGCUUCAUAAUCUGCUGCUGUCCUGUCUUCCCAUACUCAUACACUGACCACUCUGUUCAUGGGUUUAAUUGUACAAUGUGGAUCCAGAGCUUUAAAUAUAUGAAUGCACAUCACCAAAGCACAAACAUCACACUCCACACAUGUGUAGCGAGCAGUUGGUCAGGUGUUCAUCCUACAGCAAGGUAAUGACCUAAAACAUAAGUCCAAGCUAUACCAGAACUACCUUAGGAAAAAUGAACAAGAUGAUCUGCUUAAAAACAUGGAGUGGCUAGCACAGUCUCCAGACUUAAACCCCAUGGAGAUGGUUUGGGAUGGACUGGUCAGAAGAGUGAAAGCAAAGCAACCUACAAGUGCCGCACAUUUGAUUUCCUUUGUGUAAACAAUGCCACGAGUGUUUCAGCUGUUAUAUCUGCCACAGGUAGCUGCUUUGAUGACUCAAAAGCAAUGUUGUGUACAAAAAGGGAAGUUUCAGCCAAGUUUUGGCUAUCUUUUUUUUUUUUUUUUUUUGAGAAAUAGUGCUGACAAAAAGUAUUAAAAGUUACUGAAAGAAUAACUUGGCAUCUUGAGCAUUGAUUUGCCACCUUUACAUAAUGAUCUAUAAUCAAAAAGUAUGCAGCUAUUCAACCCUGUUACCCUAAUUUUAACCCUGUGACCAUAUCAUUUUAAUUGAAAAUAAUCAUAAAUUCCUUUCUCAGCUCAAAAGGGUUUGGCCCAUUGUCCUUUAAAGAGUUUAAGUAAUUAUAUGCAUAAUGUGUUAGAGUAAAUAUUGUAAAAUAAAUACUUAAAUUAAUUAGUUAAGUGAAACAUGCCACUUUUGAAAGGUUGAACAAGAUAGAUUUUGAAAAUUACUUAAAUUAUUUUAAAUCAAGUCAUGUGUGAAACCAAAUGGUUAUUCAGAGAGAACAUUACUUUCUUUCCUUAAUGGAAAAGGAAUUAUAUUUAACAAAUGAAAUAAUGUACUUUUUUCAUGUUCCUUAGUGUUGGUAACAGGGUUGCACCAAGUAUAGCAAACAACAAAUAAAACAUGUAAUAAAGUGGUACCAUUGAUGUGUAAGCUGAGCCAAUUAAGCCUUUGAUAGUUUAUUACCUGUUAUUAAUGAAUAUGUAGCAGAAAAUUAUAAAAGAGAAAGUUUGGUUUUCCAAAAUUUUGAAGCCCAAAUGUCCUCCAAUUUUGGAAUGAUCCAUAGCCUAUAUGCAGAUAUCAUAUAUAGGUAGUCUUAGCUGCAGUAACACAGUUGGUUAGUAAUCUGUAAACUGGUAAAGUUUCAGUUGUUUUGUGGCACAUGCAUAAAAACAGUUUAAGUCUAAUAGAUCUAUGGUGCUUCCCAGAGGGCGGCAAAGUGAGCAGGUGGUUGCCUGGGUGAGAUGAAAUCCCACCAGGACUCACCGUCUUCACUUUACUGAUGAUGUUCAAUGCUGGCUGAUGUUAGCACUUGGUGGAAUCAUAGGUUGUGGGUGGAAUAUACAGCCAUGACAGUGAACUCCUGCUGCAGAUUACAUGGCUGGCAUUUUAAUGUAAUAAACUCCAUAUCUGGUGAA